Messenger RNA from Strongylus vulgaris, 408 nucleotides. Lineage: Eukaryota; Metazoa; Nematoda; Chromadorea; Rhabditida; Strongylidae. The record is from the annotation of a GenBank genome assembly.
AUGAGAUCCUAUCAUCUCGCUUGGCUAUCCUUCGACUCCGUCCUCUGCAUCAGAAAGCCAUCACUAUCUCAACUGCUAUUCUCCAACAUUGGAGGAAGUCAUCCGCAAAAAAAUGCCUUCUAUAAGUUCGUCGUGGGUGACUUCAAUGCGAAAAUCGGGAUAACAGAAGAAGAAGAGCACAGGAUCGAGAGAUUUGGAGCAGCGUUCCGGAAUGAGAAUGGUAACUGUCUUGUUGGGCUCUUAUCCGCCGCACGACCUUUUUUAUGGCAACUCCAUUUUCAUGAAGAAAGAACACCGGUGAUGGACAUGGAAGUCACCCAACGGUACGACUCAUGCGGAGAUCUACCACAUUUUCACCAACCGAAAGUGGUGCUUACUGGACGUCUCAGUGGUACCAUAAUUCAGUAG